AUGACGCAAACCUUGCCGAUCAGCUUGUCCUCUGAUACCGAAGCACGAGCCAGUGGACAGAUCUCGGCAGCCUAUACUCCCUUUUAUUGCGAAGAAAACGUCUAUAAGCUGCUCGAGGCGAUCCUGAACGCGGACGAGUCUCGCGCCGUCUAUGCCAUAUUCAUAUCGAACCAGACCAGAUCGGUCCUGCUGCGAGAGCAGCGUGCGUCCUCAUCGACGUCCGAUGAUCGCCAUUCGGUCAUCUGGGAUUAUCACGUCAUCGUGCUCGACGUGACAAACUCAUUCGUCGUCUAUGACCGCGACUCAUUGCUCACCGCAGAGACUUACAGUCCAGUGGAUGCUCAACACUACUUUGAGCAUACUUUUGAGGCGCACUACGGGCCAAGACAGUAUGAGCCGACCUUUCGCCUGUUCGACGGAACGCAAUUGCUGAAGCGCUUUCAAAGUAAUCGCAGUCAUAUGCUUGUCGACCUCAAUGCGCCUGAGAAGGGCUAUUGGCAAACUCCGCCUUCCUAUGCCUGCAUCGGUCCCGAGGAACCCAUCGCAGACGCGCUCGACCUGUGGCGCGACUGCCUAGACAUAUCUCAGCAGCGAGAUAUCGAUGGCAGCGUUGUGUUGACGCUUCAGAUGAUCGUCGAAGGCCUUUUCGCGUAG
Mixia osmundae IAM 14324 is the source of this 654-nucleotide messenger RNA. RefSeq lists its product as uncharacterized. Gene Ontology annotation, cellular component: cytosol; nucleus. The transcript has 2 exons. Gene Ontology annotation, molecular function: protein-N-terminal glutamine amidohydrolase activity; protein-N-terminal asparagine amidohydrolase activity. The record is from RefSeq and is a predicted model, not a curated record. The coding region runs from base 1 to 654 and encodes 217 amino acids. Lineage: Eukaryota; Fungi; Basidiomycota; Mixiomycetes; Mixiales; Mixiaceae.